Messenger RNA from Marmota monax (woodchuck), 5663 nucleotides. RefSeq names its product diacylglycerol kinase epsilon (gene Dgke). The transcript has 11 exons. NCBI's taxonomy places the organism in Eukaryota, Metazoa, Chordata, Mammalia, Rodentia, Sciuridae. The record is from RefSeq and is a predicted model, not a curated record. Gene Ontology annotation, molecular function: ATP-dependent diacylglycerol kinase activity. Bases 511 to 2214 code for a protein of 567 amino acids.
CUCUGCGCUCGUGCGCUUGGCGCGCGGUGGUCUCCUCACCACUUGGGGGCCCACAGUCGGGCCCUGCGGUGGGGGCGCGGGACCGCCCGCGGAGGCCUGAGCUAGAGAUAGGGCCCGGGGUGGUCGGGGAGGAGGCGUGGGUUUCCGGAGGCCUUGCCAAAGGGGCGAGGGCAGUGGGGCCCUGAAGAAGGCGGCGCGCCGGUACCAAACGGCUGAGUGCCGGAGGGGAGCGCGGGGCUGGGGCCGGCGGUUACCGACUCGGUCAGCAGAGCCGGUCUUGGAGGUGAGGGAGCCUGUGAAUGGGUAUCGUGCCCCUUGGUGCGCCAGGCCUGCGCUUCGCGUGGCGAGUUGAGGUGUCCUCGGGCCCAGGCUCCCGACUCCAGAAACAGGCCGAGCAGCCGGGAGCGAGCCCGCCUUCGCCCGGGAGAAGCCGGACGGAGCCCUGCGAGGGGAGCGCGAGCCCCCACUGACCGCCUGCUCUCUCCUAGUUAGACUCCGGCCUUGGAAAAGAUGGAAGGCGAGGGGCAGCCGGGGUCGGGCCCGCCCGCCGAGGGCCUGCUCGCCGACGGGCACCUGAUCCUGUGGACUCUGUGCUCGGUGCUGCUGCCCGUGUUCAUCACCUUCUGGUGUAGCCUGCAGAGGUCGCGCCGGCAACUGCACCGCAGGGACAUCUUCCGCAAGAGCAAGCACGGGUGGCGGGACACGGACCUGUUCAGCCAGCCCACCUACUGCUGCGUGUGCGCCCAGCACAUUCUGCAGGGUGCCUUCUGCGACUGCUGCGGGCUCCGAGUGGACGAGGGCUGCCUCAAGAAGGCCGACAAACGCUUCCAGUGCAAGGAGAUCAUGCUCAAGAGUGAGGGCAGGGCCCUGGAUGUCAUGCCCCACCACUGGAUCCGAGGCAACGUGCCCCUGUGCAGUUACUGUGUGGUGUGCAAGCAGCAGUGUGGCAGUCAGCCCAAGCUCUGCGAUUACAGGUGUAUUUGGUGUCAGAAAACAGUACAUGAUGAGUGCAUGAAAAAUAGCUUAAAGAAUGAAAAGUGUGAUUUUGGAGAAUUCAGAAAUAUCAUCAUUCCACCAAGUUAUUUAACUUACAUUAACCAGAUGCGAAAAGACAAAAAAACAGAUUAUGAAGUGCUAGCCUCCAAGUUUGGAAAACAGUGGACCCCAGUAAUAAUCCUGGCCAACUCCCGCAGUGGAACUAACAUGGGAGAAGGACUGUUGGGAGAAUUUAGGAUCCUGUUAAAUCCAGUCCAGGUUUUUGAUGUAACGAAAACUCCUCCUUUCAAAGCCCUACAACUUUGUACUCUUCUUCCUUAUUAUUCAGCUCGAGUACUUGUUUGUGGAGGAGAUGGGACUGUGGGCUGGGUCCUGGAUGCAGUUGAUGAAAUGAAGAUUAAGGGACAAGAAAAAUACAUUCCACAAGUUGCAGUCUUGCCUCUAGGAACAGGCAACGAUCUGUCCAAUACACUGGGUUGGGGUACAGGUUACGCUGGAGAAAUACCAGUUACACAGGUCCUAAGAAAUGUAAUGGAAGCAGAUGGAAUCAAACUAGAUCGAUGGAAAGUUCAGAUAACAAAUAAAGGAUACUACAACUUAAGGAAGCCUAAGGAAUUCACAAUGAACAACUAUUUUUCUAUUGGACCUGAUGCUCUCAUGGCUCUCAAUUUUCAUGCUCAUCGUGAGAAGGCACCAUCUCUGUUUUCUAGCAGAAUUCUUAAUAAGGCUGUUUAUUUAUUCUAUGGAACCAAAGAUUGUUUAGUGCAAGAAUGUAAAGAUUUGAAUAAAAAAAUUGAGCUAGAACUGGAUGGUGAGCAAGUACAGCUGCCUAAUUUGGAAGGCAUCAUUGUUCUGAACAUUGGCUACUGGGGUGGUGGCUGCAGAUUAUGGGAAGGAAUGGGAGAUGAGACUUACCCACUAGCCAGGCAUGAUGAUGGUUUACUGGAAGUCGUAGGAGUGUAUGGGUCGUUCCAUUGUGCUCAGAUUCAAGUGAAACUCGCAAACCCUUUUCGAAUAGGACAGGCACAUACAGUUCGGCUGAUUUUGAAGUGUUCGAUGAUGCCAAUGCAGGUAGAUGGAGAGCCAUGGGCCCAGGGUCCCUGCACUGUCACCAUAACUCACAAGACACAUGCUUCAAUGCUGUAUUUCUCUGGAGAACAGACGGACGAUGACAUCUCUAGUACUUCAGAGCAAGAGGACAUAAAGGAAACUGAGUAGAUAAAUGAGAAAAUGAAAACUUAGUAUAGCAUCUGCACAAGCCAGUAGAUAACAUGUUCAUCCAAAAGCAGAAAUUCUCUAUCAGCUAUUCAGUCUUAAUUUCACUCAUAGUAUAAUGGAUAUACAUGUAAGGGCUGGGAUCUAGCUCAGUGGUAGAGUAUUAACCUAAUGCAUGAGGCGCUGGGUUCAAUCCCCAUCACAGCAAAAAAAAAAAAAAAUACAGUAUUUAAUGGGUACACAUUUAUGUAAAUAGCAUUCCCAAAACAGUCAAACUUCCAGUUAGUACAAAAUGCCUAUUCUCUUUUCAGCAUACUUUGACCAUGUUACUAACUUUGGAAAAAUCACUAAAGAUUACUUGAACAUGAAAUGUUUUUCAUGGUUAUAUAUUUUGAGAGUGAAGCUUACUCUGAAAUACGCACUCUCAUUCCUUAAUCUUAAAUAAAAUAUUUGAUGGACAGGAUGUGGGUAGAAAGAUCAUUUCCAUCUUAAUUUUUAAUGUGGUGACACCAUAUUGUUUUAAAAAAAUAGCUUGCUGUUUUGAAUGGAAAUGGUUCAUGUCAAACUGGAAUGGUGAAUGCUAGGCAGUCUCCUGCAGCAUGCUUUUUCAAACCCUUAAAGGAGAAAUGUAAAAGAAAGACAAUGAUCAAAAUUUGCUUAAAGUGUUAUAAUUUUUAUUGUUUGGUCAUUUUUAGACUUCUAGAUACUGUUUAUUGUUUGAUAUUAAUCCUGUCCAUGACCAUGUUGAGCUAAAGUUCAGUAUUUUUUCAUUUUGUUUUGUUUUUGUUUGCAAUGCUAGGGAUUGAACCCAGGUGCCCACGGAUUCUAAGCAAGCUCUCUACCACUGAGCUACACCCCCAACCCAAGGAUCUUUUUUUAUAUCAAAAGAGAACCAGAUAGGGGGAUUAAUCUAAAAUAAGAUUUAGAGCGUUUUGGAUUAAAAGCUACAGGUUCCAACAAUUUUAAAAAAAAAAUGGUUAAAAGAAACUUACUGAUCAGAUUAAUUGCUCAAAAAUGUUCAAGACUAACUCAUGUUUUCAAUAUUCAAUGGUCUUCUAAGAUUUUAAAAUAGGGUAGUCUUUCAUAUUUAAAACUCUUAAAAGAAUUUCUCAGUGGGGAGGUAAGUGGACAGAAACCACUGCUAAAAUGUUUAUUAUGUUCUAUUUAUUUUAAAAUGAGAGAUAUAUUUUUAACUUAUUUAUUAUUUACCUUGUUGUGUGAUACUUGUGUUUAGUGUUUACACUGUGUUAUAUAGUUUUAUUUAAUAAGUUAAAUUGGUCACAUAAAUGAUCCUAGUUAUAAUUAGAUAAAAAUCUGAAGUCAGGUGCAGUGGCACACAUCUGUAAUUCCAGAGAUUUAGGAGACUGAGGCAGAAGGAUCAGAAGUUUGAGGCCAACCUCAGCAACUUAGUGAGACCCUUUCUCAAAUUUUAAAACAGGACUGGGGAUGUAGCCCGGUGGUAAAGUGGCCCUUGGUUCAAUCCCCAGUCCCAAAAAAUAAAAAAUACAUGUAAUAAAAUCCUAGUUUAAUUCUCCCAGAAAUAUUACCUAAAUAUUCUCAUUCCUCUAUGUUUAAAGUGGGUAGGGCAUGAAAAGCACUGGCAAAGUGCUUUUGGAUAAAUGCAGACAUUGUCCCUCAAUACCAAAAACUUAUGAGGGGCAGUUCCAUGGCUGCCUGUUAGAGGGUGCUCUUCUGCCAUUUUUAACCAGCUUUACCCUAAGGGUCUGCAGUUGGGCACACCCAGUGGGCCUCCAGCCUCGUGUUUUUCUGACAAAUGGCCUAUUUGUGGGCUUAAUGGUCUUUCAUGACAGUAAUCUCUGAAAAACUAGAAAAUCCCAGUGGCUCCCUUUAAGGGUCUGCUAUGACCCACAUGAACCAUAAACUUCAAUUUGAGUCACCCCAGGCCCAGACCACAUUUUGAAAGAACUUUGUAAUGUAUGCAGUAAUCAGUAUGUUAUGUAAAAUACUUUUACAUUGUUAAAUUAACCUCUUUCAGAUGUCCACAUGUGAUGCUAAAUUCUAGUAUUGAAAGAUUUUGUACACAAGUCUACUUUCAACUUAUUCAGGCACCUUUCACAUCAGGUAACCAUGGCAGACAUAGUGGGAGAGUUUUGAAGAUUUUCUUUUAUGGGCUGAUCAUGUUUUGAGUAUAAUGAAGUUUAUCCUUUAAUUCAUGAUCAAAGUUUUUAUAGUUACCACACUUUAUUAAUACAUUGUUAUAUUUACUUUGUUGUAGGUUAUACCUAUAAUUCAUAGUGUUAAUUGUAAUCGAAGCAAAGUAAAUAGUUUGGAAUAUCAGAAUUAAAAUAAUCAAAAUAACUAUAAUUUUUAAUUGUUGAAAUUACUCUACCAUAAUGUUACACUGGAUUUAAGUUUAUGUACAAUGCCUUUAUUUAUUUAAACACAUUUUUCAGUUGUAAUCUAAUGAGGUUUUUUUAUUCCUGCUGACCCUUCAUGAAAUUUUUCUGCUGCCUUAUUGAUUCAUUCAGGUUUAAUUUUUAUUUAGGAAAGUUAUUUCGGAAUACUAUAUCACAAAACAUAUUGCUAUCUUUAAUUUUAACAAAAUUCACUUACUUUUUUAGCACUAGUUGCCCAGCACUUCAGAUAAAUGUAUAGGCCUGUGCCUUGUUUAAAUAAAAACAUUUUGUAAUAAUUCAUGUUUGCAAGUUAUAUAUUAGGGUAUUAAUUGUUUAUAUUACCAGGGAUUCUACAUUUUAUGAAAUAAUUCACCAUAAGAUUUUUCUGUUCCAUUUAAAAAUUGUCUUGAUAUUAAAAAAUAACUUCUACAUUCUCAGGAAGAAAUAUGUGAAGUAAAUCAUAUUUCCAUAUACUUUCACAUUUCUCUCAUCUUUUACUGCCCUAAUACAUUCCUAAUUCCUCAUAAAUUUAGUGGCUUAAAUACUGAUUACCUGGCAGCUCUUAUAGAUCCCUGAGGUAGAUAAUAAUUUUCAGUGCUUUGUUAUAUUUAAUAGGAGUCGUCUAGUAGUAAGAUUACAUGGUUUAAAUUAUUUAGGUUUUCUGCAACAAUUAGAUGUGAACCUUUAUUGUAAUGCUAAUGUUUGUAAAUUUUUUUAUAGUUAAAAUUAUUUAUUUUUAUUUUUUUAGGAUAUGUCAAGAACAUGUAGUGUUUACUUUCUGAAAUGUAUUUGCCUAGAAUUGUAAAAUAUACUGUGACUUAGAAAUUCCAUAAUCUCUUUUGCACUGUAAAAAUUAAUACUACCAGCAUGUCAAGAAAAAUAAUUUGCAUUUGUACUAUAAAGUAAAAUUGUUUCUAAUUUAUGUUAUGGGGAUUUUAAUUUGCACUAACUAGAAAACUUUAAAGGCUCUGUUAAAAUACAGAUUGAUGUGGACUCAAAUACCAAAUUUGGCCAUUCAAUAGAAUGGUUGAUAGUUUUGUGCAAUUGUCCUUCAAAAUAAUAGUAAAGCAAGAACCAGCACUUUAUAUUCAGAAA